GCUACGAUCUUUUUGUUUCCAAGCAUGCCUUGGCAACCACGUUUAUUUAGGCAACCGCUGAAAAUGUUGUUAGUUAUUCGCUUUAUUACGGUUACUAGCUGAAGCUAAGUCCGCUCGCCAUUGAUUAUUUCCUCGGUUCGAUUUCGUGCAAAGUGGUCCAGUGUAUUUCUGUGAAAUGCCAUCGGAAGAGUGUAACGACGCGUGGCUGGAAACGUUCCGUGCUGCUGUACAGGAUCCGGAACGAACGGAACGGCAGCGAGCAUUGAAGAGCUUCGGGCAAGACUUUACCCGCGACGCCAUCAUCGCCGAAGAAUGUCCCAGAAUAUUCGACGAUACGUACCUGCACAUUCUCCGCUGCUAUGGCGAUCGGUUCGAGUCGGUGCGGACGCUUGCCGUAGCGGCAAUGGACGCUUUGCUGGGUAAGCUUCCUCCGAACGAUUACUAUCUCGGUUGCAUCGUGCCGGUGCUGGCAAAACGCAUCGGCCAGGCCGAAACGAUCGAAGAUAGCGAGGAAGUGCGGUUGCAGCUGCUGGAGCAGCUGAAAACGCUGGUGGCAAAGUAUAGCGACCCGGACGGAAGCCGCAGCGGCGAUCCGCUGCUGAAGGUGUUGGACAGUGUGAUUGACACACUGAUCAAAAGCUUGCGCGACCCGUUUCCGGCAGCACAGAAAAAAAGCUGCGAAAUCGUGAUCGCCCUGGCGGAGGCCACGUCGAGUUUGCACUACCGUGCCGAAGCGCUGGUGGCGCCGGCCAAAUCGAUUCUCACCCAUCGGCACUCGGCGAAUCGUAUUGCCGCGGUGGAAGCGCUGGGUGUCCUGUCGCUGCACAUUCUCUCCAAUGGUGACUGCGUGUCGGAAAUCAUUAUGGCCGUGUCGCCGUUGCUUAUGGACGAUGUGCCCUUCGUAAGGCGUGCGUGCGGUCGGGUCGGGUGCCUGAUGCUGCAGAAGCUGCGCGAUCGGUACUCGUUCUUUCAUCGCAUCCUUCCGCUGGUGUUGAAUUGCUUGUGCGAUGACACGGUCCAGGUACGAGAAGACAUAGAAGCUGGUUGGAAGCAAGCAGGGGAGCUGUACUAUCGUGAAAAUGAGACUGAACUUUCCAAGGCUGCCUUGAUCGAAACGGUCCCGCAAGGGUAUCCCGUCGAACGGUACCGGCGACCUACGCUGGCCUGUCGGGCCAUUGUGCAGCGUAGUCUGCGGGUGGUCAAUUUGGUACUGCACGAAAUGGAAGAGUGGAAGGAAAACAUUCGUCUUCAAGCUACGAAGCUGCUGAAGCAGAUAGUGCUCCAUGCCGAGCGGUCGUUUUCUACGCUUUUUCUCGAGGUGAAUCCGGUGCUAGCGAAAGCGUGCAUGGACGCUGAAAAAAGUAUCGUCUCGGAGGCUCUCAGUGUGUGUGAGUUGAUGGGCAUUUUGCUUGACUACGAUACUUGGAGUCAGCAUAUGUUAGCCACAUUUCAAAAUUACCCAACAAUCGGACAGCUGCGCUGUAUGCGUACACUGUUUGCUAGCUGUGUACAGGACGAGGCCAAAUGCAAAGACGUACGAAAGUUUGCCACCCUGCUACUCGAUCCGGACGUUUGUCAUAACCACCGGGAUGCCGUCUAUCAGCGUGAGUUGCUGGAAUUUUGCAGCAUCCUUGCCUCGACCGGACAAAAGCAAGAGGCACUGACUGCAAGGUUGGAAGAAAUUACGGUUAGUGAAUCGAACGACGGUACCGCCGGUGAGCAACUGACCCUUGAGCGCACCCUGUACACUGUCGCUUUAAAGGUGGUGGCCUUCUGCUAUGGCUUAGAAGAUCGAGCAUCUGUUCGCGAUUUGGGCAUGACGGUGUUGGGACUGCUGGACAGUAACAUAGAUCGCUUGCAUCAGCACCAUUUGGCAAGCGUAUUGAGUAAAAUAGAACACCUCGAGAGCGAAAAUUCUGACGCAAGUACAAGCAUUCUCCUUCUGUGCGGCAUCGUUGCUGUUUGCGGAUUUCAGGAUUCAUAUUUCACUAUCCUGAACGAAACUCUGCAAAAAGCUGUUGCACAUGCGGCACCUGAGGGGAAGGUAAAACUUUUCAGUGCUAUUUCCGUGGCAAUGCUUUCUUGGAAUGUUCAUAACGCGCAAUCAGAGGAAGAUCAAAUCGCCAUGCUGAAAGCUUUAACUGAUGCCGUAAUUGCACCUCACCUGGUAUGGUCGGCGGGCAGAAGUGCUGAAUCUGUGCGAGCAAUGGCAACAGCUUGCUUUGCUUCCAUGGCACAAGGGGUCGAUACGAAUGUGUAUAUGUCACUCCUGCCAACCUACCUGAACGUACUCUCCGGUCUUAUCGAUGAUAAUUGUAUCGCUACCCGUGCCUAUAGUUUGAAAGCACUCGUGCGGCUUCAAGCUUUAAAUUUUGAAUCGCUAAAGCUUAUAGCGUUUCCGAUCAUGUCGCGAUUAGAUGACCCAAGCGGGGAGGUUCGUGAGUUGGCAGCGGUGUGUCUCGGACGUCUUCAAUUAGAUGUGGCUUUAUCAGAGGAUGGACAGCAAAACACUGUCGAGCGUUGGCAGGACAUUUUGCGACAAAUUCUGUCAGUCAUGUUUCUUCACUUGGAGCAUCCUGAAACCAAGCUGCGCUGUGCUAUUUUCGAUUCUUUGAAACGGUUACAUACUGACAAUCGAGAAUUGAUCGAGCGUUUGGCUAGCGAUGUGCCUUCUGGAUGUUCAUACAAAAAGGAUCUCGAAACCAUCACGUCCAGGACAAAAACUACAUGAAAAUAAGUAUUCCCUUAUCCCUUGCAUAGCUUGAAGUUUAUGGGGCCUCAAGUUAACGCAGUCUGUUGGAAAUUAAAUUGAAUUGCAUUGUAGUUAGUUUAGAAAAUUUGAAUAAUUGAAAUUGCAUCAAUUAUAAUUUAUCACAUUUAUUGGUCCUUCGAACCGGAUUGUGAUUACGGAUUUUGUAUUCAUCGCUCUGCAUCAAGAGCUCGGGAAUUCGCUCUGCAUCAAGAGCAGCAAGUGUGCUGAUUAAUCGUCGUCGUUUACCGCCAUCGCUAAUCGCCCUGCAUCAGGGGCAACGGCCAACGAUCGAUCGCCAUCGCAUUUUCAAAUUUCGCGCCACGUAAAUUUGUUUCGGUUCGGUUUCUCGUAACGUGAGUGUUUGUGGAAAUGGAUAAGAAGAUAAAAGCCUUCCAACUAAAGAAAAGGAUCGCAGUGGAAAACAUCAGUGCUCUCGAACGGUUCCGUGAAAGCUUUUCCGGCGAUGACGCCAAGCAAAUCCCGGAGGCGUCAGCAGACUUGGACAGGCAUAAGGACGAGUUUUUCUCUGCUUUUGUUAGAAUUAAUGUCAGCGUCUUGUAUACGCAUGGUGACAUUAGUUUCUGGUAAUUCAAAUUUCGACUGGUGUAGAGAUGGACAUUUAAAGUCGGGUAGAGACGAGAUUUGUUCUACAUUUAUUACUGUGUUUAGUUUUUGGGUGUGUCUAUUUGGAAUGGUGCUAGUGUUCAAAGUACAUGUAUUCUGUAUAUAACCGCCGAUACGAGUUACUAGUCAUGGUUCUGCAGGUACUGGAGUAGGUUUGUCAGAUACUAUUUGUUGUGGAUUAAUUCUUAUUGGUACUGCUAAUGAUGGUUUGUUGUUGAGAACAAGACCAGUUGAGUGUAUUGGGGUAUCCGUUUUUGUGUGGUACUUGGCUGUACGAAGGAUUUUUAGUUGCAAUUCAGUCAAUGAGUUGGCUGUUUCAAACUUAACCAAGUAUGAUUGACGCAAAUUACAAGUAGCAGCGGCGUUAGGGUCAACAAAAUCCACGUUAUAACGGGUCUGGUGAUACUCAUCUGACAAGUCUAAGAAUGCUGUUCCUGAUACUGUGAAUUUACUUAUACAACGAAGGUUUCUAUGGUUUAAAGGACCGAUUGAUUAUAUUAUGACUCGUUUAUCAUGAGAUGUUCUGAAGUUUUUGAUUGCGUUGUCUAGAUCGUGUUUAAUGUCAGGUUGAGAACAAGCAUACGGCCAUACGUAGUUUUUGUUUUUAGGAAGUAAUUGACGUAUGUCAACUACUAGGUCCGGGUAUGAGUCACACAUCGUCGUUACACCUUGGUGGAAAGGUAUCAUUAUGUAAGGUGUUGCAGGUAAGAACAUUUGUAAUCUUGUAUAUGUCUGUCCGCCAAUAAGUACUGAAGGUAACAUAGAUAAUGCCGUCUCAUAAUUCGUGAUUAUCAGGCCGGUCAUGGUGGUUAGAAGGGUGGUGUAUUUAAUGACCUGUGGGGGUAGGUGCAGCUGUCUAGCCAUAGAAGCGACUAUGGUGUCCAUCACUCUUGCUGUGAAACCUAAAGAUUUCAUUAGCAAUGCUGUGUAUGCUGGUGUCAUAACGAUAUGUGGGACGAUGUUCAUCAUCAUAGUACGAUCUUUACAACGUCUGCGUAGGUAAGGAACGAUUAGGCCGUGCGUCGUAAUUAGGCUGCUAAUAGGGUGUUGAUAUAUAAGUACUAUCAGAUCCCUACUACAACCAGCCACAAAACGCAGAAUACGCCAUGUGUUACCCAUAGAGUAAACUGUUUUUACGGUAACACUCACGUUCUUGCAGAAAGCUUUUGAAAUAUCGUAUACUGACAGUAUUAAAGAUAUAAAGCCUUUUGAAGUGGCACUGGUCAAUUGCUUGAACGAAGUUAGCGUUUGUGUAGCAGCGGAGAUGAUCUCUGGUGCUUCACUGGCUGCUAGUUCUUCGGCAAUGAUUUCUCCGGUUUCCACUGCUGCUGCUAUGAAGUUACCUUCGACUAGGUCCUAAACGAUUUCCAUAGCUUGGUGAGUUGUUAGUUCGUUAACAGAUUCAAUAAAGGGUGAAGUCUCACCUACUACGGUUUCGGUUAUUUCAGAUGUUAUUUCAGACAUAAUACCUUCGACGGUCUCAGGUAUUACGUUAGGUACAGCGGUAUUCAUAAUUUCCUCUACAGUUCCAGUCUGGAUGGCAGUUUCCGUGGUGAUUGUAGUCAUUUCUCGAUGGAAGAUAGAAGGUGUAGCCCAGAAGUCUAUUUCAGAAAUUAGUUCUUCUACAACAUCCAUGAUUACGGUUGGAGUGUGGGUUAUUUUAACAUCGUGUCUUCGGAUACGACUUCGGAUACUACGUUGGAGAUGGUGUUAGCGGCUGUCUCAUGAGUUUCCUGGAUUUUCAUAAGGUCUGAGAGAGUAAAAGGUGCAGAACCAUCGCAAGAUACUAAACAUGAAGAUGAUUUUCCUAGAACAAAGUUGAUUACAUCUACUAUGUCCCCGGAACCAACUCUAACGUCAGUUUUGCAGAAAUGAAAAUCUUUGUUGUAGCGUUCAGUUCCAGCAAUCACGUGGCAUACUACAGGGUUGAAUUGCACUACGCCGCUGAAUUGUGGGCAAGUUGUUACGACGUCGGUUAACUUAGGGAAGAAACCUAGUUUCUUAAUGCACUCGAUCGGAACCUCGUUAGGUAAUCCUGUUUUUAGAGCAGUGGACUGUAUAUCCAUAGGUCACUGGUUCAUAUCCGGUUCGAAUUCCGGCCACCAAAGAAAGUAUUUCUUUAAAUUAUCUGAGAAAUUAAAUUGUAGGAUUAGUAGUAGAAUACCCUUUCGCACCGAUUCCUUCCAUUGAGGCCCUUUAUGAAUCUCGGAAUUAAAGAGAGCUUUGCAAGUCUCAUGAUUGGGGGUAAUUGCUGUAUGUGCUGUAAGUGUUUUUUCGGUUUUGAGUGCACGUUACUCCGUUUUAGUUUUUGGAUGUGUCUAUUUGGAAUGGUGCUAGUGUUCAAAGUACAUGUAUUCUGUAUAUAACCGCCGAUACGAGUUACUAGUCAUGGUUCUGCAGGUACUGGAGUAGGUUUGUCAGAUACUAUUUGUUGUGGAUUAAUUCUUAUUGGUACUGCUAAUGAUGGUUUGUUGUUGAGAACAAGACCAGUUGAGUGUAUUGGGGUAUCCGUUUUUGUGUGGUACUUGGCUGUACGAAGGAUUUUUAGUUGCAAUUCAGUCAAUGAGUUGGCUGUUUCAAACUUAACCAAGUAUGAUUGACGCAAAUUACAAGUAGCAGCGGCGUUAGGGUCAACAAAAUCCACGUUAUAACGGGUCUGGUGAUACUCAUCUGACAAGUCUAAGAAUGCUGUUCCUGAUACUGUGAAUUUACUUAUACAACGAAGGUUUCUAUGGUUUAAAGGACCGAUUGAUUAUAUUAUGACUCGUUUAUCAUGAGAUGUUCUGAAGUUUUUGAUUGCGUUGUCUAGAUCGUGUUUAAUGUCAGGUUGAGAACAAGCAUACGGCCAUACGUAGUUUUUGUUUUUAGGAAGUAAUUGACGUAUGUCAACUACUAGGUCCGGGUAUGAGUCACACAUCGUCGUUACACCUUGGUGGAAAGGUAUCAUUAUGUAAGGUGUUGCAGGUAAGAACAUUUGUAAUCUUGUAUAUGUCUGUCCGCCAAUAAGUACUGAAGGUAACAUAGAUAAUGCCGUCUCAUAAUUCGUGAUUAUCAGGCCGGUCAUGGUGGUUAGAAGGGUGGUGUAUUUAAUGACCUGUGGGGGUAGGUGCAGCUGUCUAGCCAUAGAAGCGACUAUGGUGUCCAUCACUCUUGCUGUGAAACCUAAAGAUUUCAUUAGCAAUGCUGUGUAUGCUGGUGUCAUAACGAUAUGUGGGACGAUGUUCAUCAUCAUAGUACGAUCUUUACAACGUCUGCGUAGGUAAGGAACGAUUAGGCCGUGCGUCGUAAUUAGGCUGCUAAUAGGGUGUUGAUAUAUAAGUACUAUCAGAUCCCUACUACAACCAGCCACAAAACGCAGAAUACGCCAUGUGUUACCCAUAGAGUAAACUGUUUUUACGGUAACACUCACGUUCUUGCAGAAAGCUUUUGAAAUAUCGUAUACUGACAGUAUUAAAGAUAUAAAGCCUUUUGAAGUGGCACUGGUCAAUUGCUUGAACGAAGUUAGCGUUUGUGUAGCAGCGGAGAUGAUCUCUGGUGCUUCACUGGCUGCUAGUUCUUCGGCAAUGAUUUCUCCGGUUUCCACUGCUGCUGCUAUGAAGUUACCUUCGACUAGGUCCUAAACGAUUUCCAUAGCUUGGUGAGUUGUUAGUUCGUUAACAGAUUCAAUAAAGGGUGAAGUCUCACCUACUACGGUUUCGGUUAUUUCAGAUGUUAUUUCAGACAUAAUACCUUCGACGGUCUCAGGUAUUACGUUAGGUACAGCGGUAUUCAUAAUUUCCUCUACAGUUCCAGUCUGGAUGGCAGUUUCCGUGGUGAUUGUAGUCAUUUCUCGAUGGAAGAUAGAAGGUGUAGCCCAGAAGUCUAUUUCAGAAAUUAGUUCUUCUACAACAUCCAUGAUUACGGUUGGAGUGUGGGUUAUUUUAACAUCGUGUCUUCGGAUACGACUUCGGAUACUACGUUGGAGAUGGUGUUAGCGGCUGUCUCAUGAGUUUCCUGGAUUUUCAUAAGGUCUGAGAGAGUAAAAGGUGCAGAACCAUCGCAAGAUACUAAACAUGAAGAUGAUUUUCCUAGAACAAAGUUGAUUACAUCUACUAUGUCCCCGGAACCAACUCUAACGUCAGUUUUGCAGAAAUGAAAAUCUUUGUUGUAGCGUUCAGUUCCAGCAAUCACGUGGCAUACUACAGGGUUGAAUUGCACUACGCCGCUGAAUUGUGGGCAAGUUGUUACGACGUCGGUUAACUUAGGGAAGAAACCUAGUUUCUUAAUGCACUCGAUCGGAACCUCGUUAGGUAAUCCUGUUUUUAGAGCAGUGGACUGUAUAUCCAUAGGUCACUGGUUCAUAUCCGGUUCGAAUUCCGGCCACCAAAGAAAGUAUUUCUUUAAAUUAUCUGAGAAAUUAAAUUGUAGGAUUAGUAGUAGAAUACCCUUUCGCACCGAUUCCUUCCAUUGAGGCCCUUUAUGAAUCUCGGAAUUAAAGAGAGCUUUGCAAGUCUCAUGAUUGGGGGUAAUUGCUGUAUGUGCUGUAAGUGUUUUUUCGGUUUUGAGUGCACGUUACUCCGUUUUAGUUUUUGGAUGUGUCUAUUUGGAAUGGUGCUAGUGUUCAAAGUACAUGUAUUCUGUAUAUAACCGCCGAUACGAGUUACUAGUCAUGGUUCUGCAGGUACUGGAGUAGGUUUGUCAGAUACUAUUUGUUGUGGAUUAAUUCUUAUUGGUACUGCUAAUGAUGGUUUGUUGUUGAGAACAAGACCAGUUGAGUGUAUUGGGGUAUCCGUUUUUGUGUGGUACUUGGCUGUACGAAGGAUUUUUAGUUGCAAUUCAGUCAAUGAGUUGGCUGUUUCAAACUUAACCAAGUAUGAUUGACGCAAAUUACAAGUAGCAGCGGCGUUAGGGUCAACAAAAUCCACGUUAUAACGGGUCUGGUGAUACUCAUCUGACAAGUCUAAGAAUGCUGUUCCUGAUACUGUGAAUUUACUUAUACAACGAAGGUUUCUAUGGUUUAAAGGACCGAUUGAUUAUAUUAUGACUCGUUUAUCAUGAGAUGUUCUGAAGUUUUUGAUUGCGUUGUCUAGAUCGUGUUUAAUGUCAGGUUGAGAACAAGCAUACGGCCAUACGUAGUUUUUGUUUUUAGGAAGUAAUUGACGUAUGUCAACUACUAGGUCCGGGUAUGAGUCACACAUCGUCGUUACACCUUGGUGGAAAGGUAUCAUUAUGUAAGGUGUUGCAGGUAAGAACAUUUGUAAUCUUGUAUAUGUCUGUCCGCCAAUAAGUACUGAAGGUAACAUAGAUAAUGCCGUCUCAUAAUUCGUGAUUAUCAGGCCGGUCAUGGUGGUUAGAAGGGUGGUGUAUUUAAUGACCUGUGGGGGUAGGUGCAGCUGUCUAGCCAUAGAAGCGACUAUGGUGUCCAUCACUCUUGCUGUGAAACCUAAAGAUUUCAUUAGCAAUGCUGUGUAUGCUGGUGUCAUAACGAUAUGUGGGACGAUGUUCAUCAUCAUAGUACGAUCUUUACAACGUCUGCGUAGGUAAGGAACGAUUAGGCCGUGCGUCGUAAUUAGGCUGCUAAUAGGGUGUUGAUAUAUAAGUACUAUCAGAUCCCUACUACAACCAGCCACAAAACGCAGAAUACGCCAUGUGUUACCCAUAGAGUAAACUGUUUUUACGGUAACACUCACGUUCUUGCAGAAAGCUUUUGAAAUAUCGUAUACUGACAGUAUUAAAGAUAUAAAGCCUUUUGAAGUGGCACUGGUCAAUUGCUUGAACGAAGUUAGCGUUUGUGUAGCAGCGGAGAUGAUCUCUGGUGCUUCACUGGCUGCUAGUUCUUCGGCAAUGAUUUCUCCGGUUUCCACUGCUGCUGCUAUGAAGUUACCUUCGACUAGGUCCUAAACGAUUUCCAUAGCUUGGUGAGUUGUUAGUUCGUUAACAGAUUCAAUAAAGGGUGAAGUCUCACCUACUACGGUUUCGGUUAUUUCAGAUGUUAUUUCAGACAUAAUACCUUCGACGGUCUCAGGUAUUACGUUAGGUACAGCGGUAUUCAUAAUUUCCUCUACAGUUCCAGUCUGGAUGGCAGUUUCCGUGGUGAUUGUAGUCAUUUCUCGAUGGAAGAUAGAAGGUGUAGCCCAGAAGUCUAUUUCAGAAAUUAGUUCUUCUACAACAUCCAUGAUUACGGUUGGAGUGUGGGUUAUUUUAACAUCGUGUCUUCGGAUACGACUUCGGAUACUACGUUGGAGAUGGUGUUAGCGGCUGUCUCAUGAGUUUCCUGGAUUUUCAUAAGGUCUGAGAGAGUAAAAGGUGCAGAACCAUCGCAAGAUACUAAACAUGAAGAUGAUUUUCCUAGAACAAAGUUGAUUACAUCUACUAUGUCCCCGGAACCAACUCUAACGUCAGUUUUGCAGAAAUGAAAAUCUUUGUUGUAGCGUUCAGUUCCAGCAAUCACGUGGCAUACUACAGGGUUGAAUUGCACUACGCCGCUGAAUUGUGGGCAAGUUGUUACGACGUCGGUUAACUUAGGGAAGAAACCUAGUUUCUUAAUGCACUCGAUCGGAACCUCGUUAGGUAAUCCUGUUUUUAGAGCAGUGGACUGUAUAUCCAUAGGUCACUGGUUCAUAUCCGGUUCGAAUUCCGGCCACCAAAGAAAGUAUUUCUUUAAAUUAUCUGAGAAAUUAAAUUGUAGGAUUAGUAGUAGAAUACCCUUUCGCACCGAUUCCUUCCAUUGAGGCCCUUUAUGAAUCUCGGAAUUAAAGAGAGCUUUGCAAGUCUCAUGAUUGGGGGUAAUUGCUGUAUGUGCUGUAAGUGUUUUUUCGGUUUUGAGUGCACGUUACUCCGUUUUAGUUUUUGGAUGUGUCUAUUUGGAAUGGUGCUAGUGUUCAAAGUACAUGUAUUCUGUAUAUAACCGCCGAUACGAGUUACUAGUCAUGGUUCUGCAGGUACUGGAGUAGGUUUGUCAGAUACUAUUUGUUGUGGAUUAAUUCUUAUUGGUACUGCUAAUGAUGGUUUGUUGUUGAGAACAAGACCAGUUGAGUGUAUUGGGGUAUCCGUUUUUGUGUGGUACUUGGCUGUACGAAGGAUUUUUAGUUGCAAUUCAGUCAAUGAGUUGGCUGUUUCAAACUUAACCAAGUAUGAUUGACGCAAAUUACAAGUAGCAGCGGCGUUAGGGUCAACAAAAUCCACGUUAUAACGGGUCUGGUGAUACUCAUCUGACAAGUCUAAGAAUGCUGUUCCUGAUACUGUGAAUUUACUUAUACAACGAAGGUUUCUAUGGUUUAAAGGACCGAUUGAUUAUAUUAUGACUCGUUUAUCAUGAGAUGUUCUGAAGUUUUUGAUUGCGUUGUCUAGAUCGUGUUUAAUGUCAGGUUGAGAACAAGCAUACGGCCAUACGUAGUUUUUGUUUUUAGGAAGUAAUUGACGUAUGUCAACUACUAGGUCCGGGUAUGAGUCACACAUCGUCGUUACACCUUGGUGGAAAGGUAUCAUUAUGUAAGGUGUUGCAGGUAAGAACAUUUGUAAUCUUGUAUAUGUCUGUCCGCCAAUAAGUACUGAAGGUAACAUAGAUAAUGCCGUCUCAUAAUUCGUGAUUAUCAGGCCGGUCAUGGUGGUUAGAAGGGUGGUGUAUUUAAUGACCUGUGGGGGUAGGUGCAGCUGUCUAGCCAUAGAAGCGACUAUGGUGUCCAUCACUCUUGCUGUGAAACCUAAAGAUUUCAUUAGCAAUGCUGUGUAUGCUGGUGUCAUAACGAUAUGUGGGACGAUGUUCAUCAUCAUAGUACGAUCUUUACAACGUCUGCGUAGGUAAGGAACGAUUAGGCCGUGCGUCGUAAUUAGGCUGCUAAUAGGGUGUUGAUAUAUAAGUACUAUCAGAUCCCUACUACAACCAGCCACAAAACGCAGAAUACGCCAUGUGUUACCCAUAGAGUAAACUGUUUUUACGGUAACACUCACGUUCUUGCAGAAAGCUUUUGAAAUAUCGUAUACUGACAGUAUUAAAGAUAUAAAGCCUUUUGAAGUGGCACUGGUCAAUUGCUUGAACGAAGUUAGCGUUUGUGUAGCAGCGGAGAUGAUCUCUGGUGCUUCACUGGCUGCUAGUUCUUCGGCAAUGAUUUCUCCGGUUUCCACUGCUGCUGCUAUGAAGUUACCUUCGACUAGGUCCUAAACGAUUUCCAUAGCUUGGUGAGUUGUUAGUUCGUUAACAGAUUCAAUAAAGGGUGAAGUCUCACCUACUACGGUUUCGGUUAUUUCAGAUGUUAUUUCAGACAUAAUACCUUCGACGGUCUCAGGUAUUACGUUAGGUACAGCGGUAUUCAUAAUUUCCUCUACAGUUCCAGUCUGGAUGGCAGUUUCCGUGGUGAUUGUAGUCAUUUCUCGAUGGAAGAUAGAAGGUGUAGCCCAGAAGUCUAUUUCAGAAAUUAGUUCUUCUACAACAUCCAUGAUUACGGUUGGAGUGUGGGUUAUUUUAACAUCGUGUCUUCGGAUACGACUUCGGAUACUACGUUGGAGAUGGUGUUAGCGGCUGUCUCAUGAGUUUCCUGGAUUUUCAUAAGGUCUGAGAGAGUAAAAGGUGCAGAACCAUCGCAAGAUACUAAACAUGAAGAUGAUUUUCCUAGAACAAAGUUGAUUACAUCUACUAUGUCCCCGGAACCAACUCUAACGUCAGUUUUGCAGAAAUGAAAAUCUUUGUUGUAGCGUUCAGUUCCAGCAAUCACGUGGCAUACUACAGGGUUGAAUUGCACUACGCCGCUGAAUUGUGGGCAAGUUGUUACGACGUCGGUUAACUUAGGGAAGAAACCUAGUUUCUUAAUGCACUCGAUCGGAACCUCGUUAGGUAAUCCUGUUUUUAGAGCAGUGGACUGUAUAUCCAUAGGUCACUGGUUCAUAUCCGGUUCGAAUUCCGGCCACCAAAGAAAGUAUUUCUUUAAAUUAUCUGAGAAAUUAAAUUGUAGGAUUAGUAGUAGAAUACCCUUUCGCACCGAUUCCUUCCAUUGAGGCCCUUUAUGAAUCUCGGAAUUAAAGAGAGCUUUGCAAGUCUCAUGAUUGGGGGUAAUUGCUGUAUGUGCUGUAAGUGUUUUUUCGGUUUUGAGUGCACGUUACUCCGUUUUAGUUUUUGGAUGUGUCUAUUUGGAAUGGUGCUAGUGUUCAAAGUACAUGUAUUCUGUAUAUAACCGCCGAUACGAGUUACUAGUCAUGGUUCUGCAGGUACUGGAGUAGGUUUGUCAGAUACUAUUUGUUGUGGAUUAAUUCUUAUUGGUACUGCUAAUGAUGGUUUGUUGUUGAGAACAAGACCAGUUGAGUGUAUUGGGGUAUCCGUUUUUGUGUGGUACUUGGCUGUACGAAGGAUUUUUAGUUGCAAUUCAGUCAAUGAGUUGGCUGUUUCAAACUUAACCAAGUAUGAUUGACGCAAAUUACAAGUAGCAGCGGCGUUAGGGUCAACAAAAUCCACGUUAUAACGGGUCUGGUGAUACUCAUCUGACAAGUCUAAGAAUGCUGUUCCUGAUACUGUGAAUUUACUUAUACAACGAAGGUUUCUAUGGUUUAAAGGACCGAUUGAUUAUAUUAUGACUCGUUUAUCAUGAGAUGUUCUGAAGUUUUUGAUUGCGUUGUCUAGAUCGUGUUUAAUGUCAGGUUGAGAACAAGCAUACGGCCAUACGUAGUUUUUGUUUUUAGGAAGUAAUUGACGUAUGUCAACUACUAGGUCCGGGUAUGAGUCACACAUCGUCGUUACACCUUGGUGGAAAGGUAUCAUUAUGUAAGGUGUUGCAGGUAAGAACAUUUGUAAUCUUGUAUAUGUCUGUCCGCCAAUAAGUACUGAAGGUAACAUAGAUAAUGCCGUCUCAUAAUUCGUGAUUAUCAGGCCGGUCAUGGUGGUUAGAAGGGUGGUGUAUUUAAUGACCUGUGGGGGUAGGUGCAGCUGUCUAGCCAUAGAAGCGACUAUGGUGUCCAUCACUCUUGCUGUGAAACCUAAAGAUUUCAUUAGCAAUGCUGUGUAUGCUGGUGUCAUAACGAUAUGUGGGACGAUGUUCAUCAUCAUAGUACGAUCUUUACAACGUCUGCGUAGGUAAGGAACGAUUAGGCCGUGCGUCGUAAUUAGGCUGCUAAUAGGGUGUUGAUAUAUAAGUACUAUCAGAUCCCUACUACAACCAGCCACAAAACGCAGAAUACGCCAUGUGUUACCCAUAGAGUAAACUGUUUUUACGGUAACACUCACGUUCUUGCAGAAAGCUUUUGAAAUAUCGUAUACUGACAGUAUUAAAGAUAUAAAGCCUUUUGAAGUGGCACUGGUCAAUUGCUUGAACGAAGUUAGCGUUUGUGUAGCAGCGGAGAUGAUCUCUGGUGCUUCACUGGCUGCUAGUUCUUCGGCAAUGAUUUCUCCGGUUUCCACUGCUGCUGCUAUGAAGUUACCUUCGACUAGGUCCUAAACGAUUUCCAUAGCUUGGUGAGUUGUUAGUUCGUUAACAGAUUCAAUAAAGGGUGAAGUCUCACCUACUACGGUUUCGGUUAUUUCAGAUGUUAUUUCAGACAUAAUACCUUCGACGGUCUCAGGUAUUACGUUAGGUACAGCGGUAUUCAUAAUUUCCUCUACAGUUCCAGUCUGGAUGGCAGUUUCCGUGGUGAUUGUAGUCAUUUCUCGAUGGAAGAUAGAAGGUGUAGCCCAGAAGUCUAUUUCAGAAAUUAGUUCUUCUACAACAUCCAUGAUUACGGUUGGAGUGUGGGUUAUUUUAACAUCGUGUCUUCGGAUACGACUUCGGAUACUACGUUGGAGAUGGUGUUAGCGGCUGUCUCAUGAGUUUCCUGGAUUUUCAUAAGGUCUGAGAGAGUAAAAGGUGCAGAACCAUCGCAAGAUACUAAACAUGAAGAUGAUUUUCCUAGAACAAAGUUGAUUACAUCUACUAUGUCCCCGGAACCAACUCUAACGUCAGUUUUGCAGAAAUGAAAAUCUUUGUUGUAGCGUUCAGUUCCAGCAAUCACGUGGCAUACUACAGGGUUGAAUUGCACUACGCCGCUGAAUUGUGGGCAAGUUGUUACGACGUCGGUUAACUUAGGGAAGAAACCUAGUUUCUUAAUGCACUCGAUCGGAACCUCGUUAGGUAAUCCUGUUUUUAGAGCAGUGGACUGUAUAUCCAUAGGUCACUGGUUCAUAUCCGGUUCGAAUUCCGGCCACCAAAGAAAGUAUUUCUUUAAAUUAUCUGAGAAAUUAAAUUGUAGGAUUAGUAGUAGAAUACCCUUUCGCACCGAUUCCUUCCAUUGAGGCCCUUUAUGAAUCUCGGAAUUAAAGAGAGCUUUGCAAGUCUCAUGAUUGGGGGUAAUUGCUGUAUGUGCUGUAAGUGUUUUUUCGGUUUUGAGUGCACGUUACUCCGUUUUAGUUUUUGGAUGUGUCUAUUUGGAAUGGUGCUAGUGUUCAAAGUACAUGUAUUCUGUAUAUAACCGCCGAUACGAGUUACUAGUCAUGGUUCUGCAGGUACUGGAGUAGGUUUGUCAGAUACUAUUUGUUGUGGAUUAAUUCUUAUUGGUACUGCUAAUGAUGGUUUGUUGUUGAGAACAAGACCAGUUGAGUGUAUUGGGGUAUCCGUUUUUGUGUGGUACUUGGCUGUACGAAGGAUUUUUAGUUGCAAUUCAGUCAAUGAGUUGGCUGUUUCAAACUUAACCAAGUAUGAUUGACGCAAAUUACAAGUAGCAGCGGCGUUAGGGUCAACAAAAUCCACGUUAUAACGGGUCUGGUGAUACUCAUCUGACAAGUCUAAGAAUGCUGUUCCUGAUACUGUGAAUUUACUUAUACAACGAAGGUUUCUAUGGUUUAAAGGACCGAUUGAUUAUAUUAUGACUCGUUUAUCAUGAGAUGUUCUGAAGUUUUUGAUUGCGUUGUCUAGAUCGUGUUUAAUGUCAGGUUGAGAACAAGCAUACGGCCAUACGUAGUUUUUGUUUUUAGGAAGUAAUUGACGUAUGUCAACUACUAGGUCCGGGUAUGAGUCACACAUCGUCGUUACACCUUGGUGGAAAGGUAUCAUUAUGUAAGGUGUUGCAGGUAAGAACAUUUGUAAUCUUGUAUAUGUCUGUCCGCCAAUAAGUACUGAAGGUAACAUAGAUAAUGCCGUCUCAUAAUUCGUGAUUAUCAGGCCGGUCAUGGUGGUUAGAAGGGUGGUGUAUUUAAUGACCUGUGGGGGUAGGUGCAGCUGUCUAGCCAUAGAAGCGACUAUGGUGUCCAUCACUCUUGCUGUGAAACCUAAAGAUUUCAUUAGCAAUGCUGUGUAUGCUGGUGUCAUAACGAUAUGUGGGACGAUGUUCAUCAUCAUAGUACGAUCUUUACAACGUCUGCGUAGGUAAGGAACGAUUAGGCCGUGCGUCGUAAUUAGGCUGCUAAUAGGGUGUUGAUAUAUAAGUACUAUCAGAUCCCUACUACAACCAGCCACAAAACGCAGAAUACGCCAUGUGUUACCCAUAGAGUAAACUGUUUUUACGGUAACACUCACGUUCUUGCAGAAAGCUUUUGAAAUAUCGUAUACUGACAGUAUUAAAGAUAUAAAGCCUUUUGAAGUGGCACUGGUCAAUUGCUUGAACGAAGUUAGCGUUUGUGUAGCAGCGGAGAUGAUCUCUGGUGCUUCACUGGCUGCUAGUUCUUCGGCAAUGAUUUCUCCGGUUUCCACUGCUGCUGCUAUGAAGUUACCUUCGACUAGGUCCUAAACGAUUUCCAUAGCUUGGUGAGUUGUUAGUUCGUUAACAGAUUCAAUAAAGGGUGAAGUCUCACCUACUACGGUUUCGGUUAUUUCAGAUGUUAUUUCAGACAUAAUACCUUCGACGGUCUCAGGUAUUACGUUAGGUACAGCGGUAUUCAUAAUUUCCUCUACAGUUCCAGUCUGGAUGGCAGUUUCCGUGGUGAUUGUAGUCAUUUCUCGAUGGAAGAUAGAAGGUGUAGCCCAGAAGUCUAUUUCAGAAAUUAGUUCUUCUACAACAUCCAUGAUUACGGUUGGAGUGUGGGUUAUUUUAACAUCGUGUCUUCGGAUACGACUUCGGAUACUACGUUGGAGAUGGUGUUAGCGGCUGUCUCAUGAGUUUCCUGGAUUUUCAUAAGGUCUGAGAGAGUAAAAGGUGCAGAACCAUCGCAAGAUACUAAACAUGAAGAUGAUUUUCCUAGAACAAAGUUGAUUACAUCUACUAUGUCCCCGGAACCAACUCUAACGUCAGUUUUGCAGAAAUGAAAAUCUUUGUUGUAGCGUUCAGUUCCAGCAAUCACGUGGCAUACUACAGGGUUGAAUUGCACUACGCCGCUGAAUUGUGGGCAAGUUGUUACGACGUCGGUUAACUUAGGGAAGAAACCUAGUUUCUUAAUGCACUCGAUCGGAACCUCGUUAGGUAAUCCUGUUUUUAGAGCAGUGGACUGUAUAUCCAUAGGUCACUGGUUCAUAUCCGGUUCGAAUUCCGGCCACCAAAGAAAGUAUUUCUUUAAAUUAUCUGAGAAAUUAAAUUGUAGGAUUAGUAGUAGAAUACCCUUUCGCACCGAUUCCUUCCAUUGAGGCCCUUUAUGAAUCUCGGAAUUAAAGAGAGCUUUGCAAGUCUCAUGAUUGGGGGUAAUUGCUGUAUGUGCUGUAAGUGUUUUUUCGGUUUUGAGUGCACGUUACUCCGUUUUAGUUUUUGGAUGUGUCUAUUUGGAAUGGUGCUAGUGUUCAAAGUACAUGUAUUCUGUAUAUAACCGCCGAUACGAGUUACUAGUCAUGGUUCUGCAGGUACUGGAGUAGGUUUGUCAGAUACUAUUUGUUGUGGAUUAAUUCUUAUUGGUACUGCUAAUGAUGGUUUGUUGUUGAGAACAAGACCAGUUGAGUGUAUUGGGGUAUCCGUUUUUGUGUGGUACUUGGCUGUACGAAGGAUUUUUAGUUGCAAUUCAGUCAAUGAGUUGGCUGUUUCAAACUUAACCAAGUAUGAUUGACGCAAAUUACAAGUAGCAGCGGCGUUAGGGUCAACAAAAUCCACGUUAUAACGGGUCUGGUGAUACUCAUCUGACAAGUCUAAGAAUGCUGUUCCUGAUACUGUGAAUUUACUUAUACAACGAAGGUUUCUAUGGUUUAAAGGACCGAUUGAUUAUAUUAUGACUCGUUUAUCAUGAGAUGUUCUGAAGUUUUUGAUUGCGUUGUCUAGAUCGUGUUUAAUGUCAGGUUGAGAACAAGCAUACGGCCAUACGUAGUUUUUGUUUUUAGGAAGUAAUUGACGUAUGUCAACUACUAGGUCCGGGUAUGAGUCACACAUCGUCGUUACACCUUGGUGGAAAGGUAUCAUUAUGUAAGGUGUUGCAGGUAAGAACAUUUGUAAUCUUGUAUAUGUCUGUCCGCCAAUAAGUACUGAAGGUAACAUAGAUAAUGCCGUCUCAUAAUUCGUGAUUAUCAGGCCGGUCAUGGUGGUUAGAAGGGUGGUGUAUUUAAUGACCUGUGGGGGUAGGUGCAGCUGUCUAGCCAUAGAAGCGACUAUGGUGUCCAUCACUCUUGCUGUGAAACCUAAAGAUUUCAUUAGCAAUGCUGUGUAUGCUGGUGUCAUAACGAUAUGUGGGACGAUGUUCAUCAUCAUAGUACGAUCUUUACAACGUCUGCGUAGGUAAGGAACGAUUAGGCCGUGCGUCGUAAUUAGGCUGCUAAUAGGGUGUUGAUAUAUAAGUACUAUCAGAUCCCUACUACAACCAGCCACAAAACGCAGAAUACGCCAUGUGUUACCCAUAGAGUAAACUGUUUUUACGGUAACACUCACGUUCUUGCAGAAAGCUUUUGAAAUAUCGUAUACUGACAGUAUUAAAGAUAUAAAGCCUUUUGAAGUGGCACUGGUCAAUUGCUUGAACGAAGUUAGCGUUUGUGUAGCAGCGGAGAUGAUCUCUGGUGCUUCACUGGCUGCUAGUUCUUCGGCAAUGAUUUCUCCGGUUUCCACUGCUGCUGCUAUGAAGUUACCUUCGACUAGGUCCUAAACGAUUUCCAUAGCUUGGUGAGUUGUUAGUUCGUUAACAGAUUCAAUAAAGGGUGAAGUCUCACCUACUACGGUUUCGGUUAUUUCAGAUGUUAUUUCAGACAUAAUACCUUCGACGGUCUCAGGUAUUACGUUAGGUACAGCGGUAUUCAUAAUUUCCUCUACAGUUCCAGUCUGGAUGGCAGUUUCCGUGGUGAUUGUAGUCAUUUCUCGAUGGAAGAUAGAAGGUGUAGCCCAGAAGUCUAUUUCAGAAAUUAGUUCUUCUACAACAUCCAUGAUUACGGUUGGAGUGUGGGUUAUUUUAACAUCGUGUCUUCGGAUACGACUUCGGAUACUACGUUGGAGAUGGUGUUAGCGGCUGUCUCAUGAGUUUCCUGGAUUUUCAUAAGGUCUGAGAGAGUAAAAGGUGCAGAACCAUCGCAAGAUACUAAACAUGAAGAUGAUUUUCCUAGAACAAAGUUGAUUACAUCUACUAUGUCCCCGGAACCAACUCUAACGUCAGUUUUGCAGAAAUGAAAAUCUUUGUUGUAGCGUUCAGUUCCAGCAAUCACGUGGCAUACUACAGGGUUGAAUUGCACUACGCCGCUGAAUUGUGGGCAAGUUGUUACGACGUCGGUUAACUUAGGGAAGAAACCUAGUUUCUUAAUGCACUCGAUCGGAACCUCGUUAGGUAAUCCUGUUUUUAGAGCAGUGGACUGUAUAUCCAUAGGUCACUGGUUCAUAUCCGGUUCGAAUUCCGGCCACCAAAGAAAGUAUUUCUUUAAAUUAUCUGAGAAAUUAAAUUGUAGGAUUAGUAGUAGAAUACCCUUUCGCACCGAUUCCUUCCAUUGAGGCCCUUUAUGAAUCUCGGAAUUAAAGAGAGCUUUGCAAGUCUCAUGAUUGGGGGUAAUUGCUGUAUGUGCUGUAAGUGUUUUUUCGGUUUUGAGUGCACGUUACUCCGUUUUAGUUUUUGGAUGUGUCUAUUUGGAAUGGUGCUAGUGUUCAAAGUACAUGUAUUCUGUAUAUAACCGCCGAUACGAGUUACUAGUCAUGGUUCUGCAGGUACUGGAGUAGGUUUGUCAGAUACUAUUUGUUGUGGAUUAAUUCUUAUUGGUACUGCUAAUGAUGGUUUGUUGUUGAGAACAAGACCAGUUGAGUGUAUUGGGGUAUCCGUUUUUGUGUGGUACUUGGCUGUACGAAGGAUUUUUAGUUGCAAUUCAGUCAAUGAGUUGGCUGUUUCAAACUUAACCAAGUAUGAUUGACGCAAAUUACAAGUAGCAGCGGCGUUAGGGUCAACAAAAUCCACGUUAUAACGGGUCUGGUGAUACUCAUCUGACAAGUCUAAGAAUGCUGUUCCUGAUACUGUGAAUUUACUUAUACAACGAAGGUUUCUAUGGUUUAAAGGACCGAUUGAUUAUAUUAUGACUCGUUUAUCAUGAGAUGUUCUGAAGUUUUUGAUUGCGUUGUCUAGAUCGUGUUUAAUGUCAGGUUGAGAACAAGCAUACGGCCAUACGUAGUUUUUGUUUUUAGGAAGUAAUUGACGUAUGUCAACUACUAGGUCCGGGUAUGAGUCACACAUCGUCGUUACACCUUGGUGGAAAGGUAUCAUUAUGUAAGGUGUUGCAGGUAAGAACAUUUGUAAUCUUGUAUAUGUCUGUCCGCCAAUAAGUACUGAAGGUAACAUAGAUAAUGCCGUCUCAUAAUUCGUGAUUAUCAGGCCGGUCAUGGUGGUUAGAAGGGUGGUGUAUUUAAUGACCUGUGGGGGUAGGUGCAGCUGUCUAGCCAUAGAAGCGACUAUGGUGUCCAUCACUCUUGCUGUGAAACCUAAAGAUUUCAUUAGCAAUGCUGUGUAUGCUGGUGUCAUAACGAUAUGUGGGACGAUGUUCAUCAUCAUAGUACGAUCUUUACAACGUCUGCGUAGGUAAGGAACGAUUAGGCCGUGCGUCGUAAUUAGGCUGCUAAUAGGGUGUUGAUAUAUAAGUACUAUCAGAUCCCUACUACAACCAGCCACAAAACGCAGAAUACGCCAUGUGUUACCCAUAGAGUAAACUGUUUUUACGGUAACACUCACGUUCUUGCAGAAAGCUUUUGAAAUAUCGUAUACUGACAGUAUUAAAGAUAUAAAGCCUUUUGAAGUGGCACUGGUCAAUUGCUUGAACGAAGUUAGCGUUUGUGUAGCAGCGGAGAUGAUCUCUGGUGCUUCACUGGCUGCUAGUUCUUCGGCAAUGAUUUCUCCGGUUUCCACUGCUGCUGCUAUGAAGUUACCUUCGACUAGGUCCUAAACGAUUUCCAUAGCUUGGUGAGUUGUUAGUUCGUUAACAGAUUCAAUAAAGGGUGAAGUCUCACCUACUACGGUUUCGGUUAUUUCAGAUGUUAUUUCAGACAUAAUACCUUCGACGGUCUCAGGUAUUACGUUAGGUACAGCGGUAUUCAUAAUUUCCUCUACAGUUCCAGUCUGGAUGGCAGUUUCCGUGGUGAUUGUAGUCAUUUCUCGAUGGAAGAUAGAAGGUGUAGCCCAGAAGUCUAUUUCAGAAAUUAGUUCUUCUACAACAUCCAUGAUUACGGUUGGAGUGUGGGUUAUUUUAACAUCGUGUCUUCGGAUACGACUUCGGAUACUACGUUGGAGAUGGUGUUAGCGGCUGUCUCAUGAGUUUCCUGGAUUUUCAUAAGGUCUGAGAGAGUAAAAGGUGCAGAACCAUCGCAAGAUACUAAACAUGAAGAUGAUUUUCCUAGAACAAAGUUGAUUACAUCUACUAUGUCCCCGGAACCAACUCUAACGUCAGUUUUGCAGAAAUGAAAAUCUUUGUUGUAGCGUUCAGUUCCAGCAAUCACGUGGCAUACUACAGGGUUGAAUUGCACUACGCCGCUGAAUUGUGGGCAAGUUGUUACGACGUCGGUUAACUUAGGGAAGAAACCUAGUUUCUUAAUGCACUCGAUCGGAACCUCGUUAGGUAAUCCUGUUUUUAGAGCAGUGGACUGUAUAUCCAUAGGUCACUGGUUCAUAUCCGGUUCGAAUUCCGGCCACCAAAGAAAGUAUUUCUUUAAAUUAUCUGAGAAAUUAAAUUGUAGGAUUAGUAGUAGAAUACCCUUUCGCACCGAUUCCUUCCAUUGAGGCCCUUUAUGAAUCUCGGAAUUAAAGAGAGCUUUGCAAGUCUCAUGAUUGGGGGUAAUUGCUGUAUGUGCUGUAAGUGUUUUUUCGGUUUUGAGUGCACGUUACUCCGUUUUAGUUUUUGGAUGUGUCUAUUUGGAAUGGUGCUAGUGUUCAAAGUACAUGUAUUCUGUAUAUAACCGCCGAUACGAGUUACUAGUCAUGGUUCUGCAGGUACUGGAGUAGGUUUGUCAGAUACUAUUUGUUGUGGAUUAAUUCUUAUUGGUACUGCUAAUGAUGGUUUGUUGUUGAGAACAAGACCAGUUGAGUGUAUUGGGGUAUCCGUUUUUGUGUGGUACUUGGCUGUACGAAGGAUUUUUAGUUGCAAUUCAGUCAAUGAGUUGGCUGUUUCAAACUUAACCAAGUAUGAUUGACGCAAAUUACAAGUAGCAGCGGCGUUAGGGUCAACAAAAUCCACGUUAUAACGGGUCUGGUGAUACUCAUCUGACAAGUCUAAGAAUGCUGUUCCUGAUACUGUGAAUUUACUUAUACAACGAAGGUUUCUAUGGUUUAAAGGACCGAUUGAUUAUAUUAUGACUCGUUUAUCAUGAGAUGUUCUGAAGUUUUUGAUUGCGUUGUCUAGAUCGUGUUUAAUGUCAGGUUGAGAACAAGCAUACGGCCAUACGUAGUUUUUGUUUUUAGGAAGUAAUUGACGUAUGUCAACUACUAGGUCCGGGUAUGAGUCACACAUCGUCGUUACACCUUGGUGGAAAGGUAUCAUUAUGUAAGGUGUUGCAGGUAAGAACAUUUGUAAUCUUGUAUAUGUCUGUCCGCCAAUAAGUACUGAAGGUAACAUAGAUAAUGCCGUCUCAUAAUUCGUGAUUAUCAGGCCGGUCAUGGUGGUUAGAAGGGUGGUGUAUUUAAUGACCUGUGGGGGUAGGUGCAGCUGUCUAGCCAUAGAAGCGACUAUGGUGUCCAUCACUCUUGCUGUGAAACCUAAAGAUUUCAUUAGCAAUGCUGUGUAUGCUGGUGUCAUAACGAUAUGUGGGACGAUGUUCAUCAUCAUAGUACGAUCUUUACAACGUCUGCGUAGGUAAGGAACGAUUAGGCCGUGCGUCGUAAUUAGGCUGCUAAUAGG
Messenger RNA from Anopheles merus, 22500 nucleotides. RefSeq names its product dynein assembly factor 5, axonemal (gene Dnaaf5). Lineage: Eukaryota; Metazoa; Arthropoda; Insecta; Diptera; Culicidae. Gene Ontology annotation, biological process: outer dynein arm assembly; inner dynein arm assembly; cilium movement. Gene Ontology annotation, cellular component: cytoplasm. Gene Ontology annotation, molecular function: dynein intermediate chain binding. The coding region runs from base 176 to 2731 and encodes 851 amino acids. The transcript has 9 exons. The record is from RefSeq and is a predicted model, not a curated record.